AUGGGCAACGCCGCGCCGCGCGCACAGCCGCAGAGCGUGCUGGACAGUGCGUCACAGUACCGCACCUUCCUCAUGGAUUACACCCCUCGCUCGAUGGAUAUGAUGUUCGGAAGUUUGAUUGGAGACGGCAAGUUCCUCAAGAGCAUCUCUUGCAAGUGUGACGAAGGGCAUUUAGUGGUCAAAAUCUACCGUAAAUACGACGAACGCGAGUCCUUAACUAGCGCUGAGGUGGCGCUGCGUCGUCUGGCACUCGCGUUCUCCGUGGAGCAGCAACCCAAUGUGAUCCCAUACGCAGACUUCCAGCUGUCGAACAAGUACAACGUGGCCUUCAUGGUGCGUCAAUACUUCGCGUCGAAUUUGUACGACCGCAUCUGCUCCAGACCGUUCCUGACAAUGGUAGAGAAGAAGUGGAUCGCUUUCCAGAUAUUAAGAGCACUGGAGCAAAGUCACGCCAAGGGCAUCUGCCACGGAGAUAUUAAACAGGAAAACGUCAUGGUGACGAGCUGGAAUUGGGUCUUUCUGACGGAUUUUGCGCCGUUUAAACCGACCUACAUCCCCGAAGACGACCCCGCCGACUACAAUUACUACUUUUGUGCUAUCGACGCUACUCGACGUGGCUGUAGUGUGGCACCUGAGAGGUUUUACGGUAAAGGAUCUGUGUCGAUGAGUGGAGCAACGGGCUCAACGCCAGGGACUGGAGGGAUCAACUCCAUGAAGACACCUGAUGCUGCGAUGAUGUUGUCUAAGAUGGCAGAUAGUGAAGUGACAGUGGAAGAAGUGGACAAACAGAUUCUGGCGAUGGGGUUGGGCAGUGGAACCAUGGCAGGAACCCCCAUGCAAACGCCUCCUUCGACGACGUCCACUGGUAGCGCGCCGUCGUCGUAUUCUCGCUCCCGUCGUGAAGGCAGCUUACUAGAAUCGAUGGAUAUUUUCUCGGCUGGGUGUGUGAUCGCUGAGCUCUUUUUGGGCGGCAAACCUCUCUUCGAUCUGCCAUCGUUACUUAAGUAUCGUACGGGAGACGCAGAAACGCUACGACAACGACUAAAGAAAGUAGGUGACCCACGUCUGGAAGAACUGCUUCUUCAUAUGUUGCAAUUAGAUCCGACGGCUCGAUUGUCGGCUAGUGGAUAUCUGGCCAAGUACACGAGUGCAAGUGGCCUUUUCCCGACAUAUUUCGACAAUUUUCUGUUCCGAUUUCUCGUCUUGGUGCUCAGUCGUGGUGGCAAAGUGCCUGAUGCGCGUAUUCGACUAGUGUGCAAGUACUAUGGGCGAUUAGUACGUGAGAUUGCAGGUGUUGAAGACCCAGAGGGGGAAGAGUUUUUCAAGUUACGGUUAAAGGAAGGCUACGGCUCGGACCGCCUAGCGACGGCCACGGGAGGUGAUCAGCAAACACAUGUGGCACAGCGUGUACUUGAGGAACUGGAGCAGAAGAUCCCUACGAAACAUGACAAGCAGAAGGCGGAGCGAGACAACGCUGCACUCACGAAGUUGCAAAAGAUGAAGGAGAAGGAGAACGACAUGCGUGGUCUGAGCUCCACCUUGCAGAAGAAGAAGAUCGAGAAGCUCCACGACCAGUUUAAUGCUCUUAACCACAAGAAGACCAACUCGCUGCUGCUUGACUACGCUCGCGAUCCGUCCACAGGUCGGUUGGAUGAAGAAACGUCGGAGGAUGUAGAAGGAAAAGACGAAGACGCAAUGAGCUUGAACGGAUCGUCCAUUAAGAGGAGUACGGCUACUCCCCCACCCCAUUCGAGCAAACCACGACGUAUGAAGCCACCGACGUAUCCUGGCAGCGAGCCGUGGCCACAAGAUCGUAACGGUAUUGUUAUCGUUUUGUCGCUCAUCUGCUCUAGUCUUCGGCAUGUUCAAGUGCCGGAAUCCAAGCUCACGGCGUUGUAUCUGAUACGUGCGCUGGGCCAGUUUACAAGUGAUGAAGCGCGACUGCAGCGUCUGAUUCCGUACCUUCUCGAGGUUAUUGACGACCCCAGUGCUACUGUCCGCGCUUUGGCACUCCGUACCAUCACGUACUUGCUGUCUCUGGUGGAGUCUUUCCCGCUUGCUGACGCCUCGGUGUUCCCGCAGUAUGUGCUACCUGCUAUGGUGCCUUUCCAGUCCGAUCCGGAUGAGUUGGUGCGCAUCACAUUCGCCGAGUGUUUGCCUCAAUUGGCGGAGACUAGUCGCAGGUUCUUGGAGAUCGCGCAUGCUAUGAAACAAAAGACACUGACGUCGUCGGGCUCUGCUGCUGCUAUGUCUAACCGAGGCACUGAUUCGCUAGCCCCCAGCACGCUGUACAUGGCGUCCAGUAGCUUCGAUAAGGAGCUGAGUGUACUGCACAAGAUGAUCUCUCGCUUUGUGAUCCAACUGACGACUCCUGAUCAAAAAGCCUCGUCGUCUCUUGUCAAGCGUGCACUGCUCGUUGAUAUUACGAGGCUAUGUGUCUUCUUUGGCCAAGAACGAACACUGGACGUGGUAUUGCCACAGCUUAUUACUUUUCUGAACGAUCCAGACUGGGAGCUACGUGGAGCUUUCUUCGACUACAUUGUCGGCGUCUGCUCCUUUGUGGGACCUGUAGCUGUGGAGCACAACAUUUUGCCGUGUAUUGAGCAGGCUCUGUUUGAUGUACAGGAGAUCGUCAUCACCAAGGCGGUGGAGUGUCUGACUGGACUGUGUCAGCUCGGAUUGUUCCAGAAGAAGAUCAGUACAUUGGUGGAGAAGGCUCGUAUGACGUGCUCACUGCUGUUGCAUCCUAGCUGGUGGAUCCGGGACGCCGUCUUGAAGCUGAUGGGGGAGAUUGCGUUGAAGCUGCGUAGUGUGGAUGCCAACGUCUUCCUAAGUCCGCUGCUACGUCCGUUCUUGCGCAAGACGAUGGUGUUUCUACCCGAUGAAGAGGUCUCGGCUGUCACCAAGCGACUUCGAGAUUGCUGCCGUCUUCAUGUGUCCCGGGAGACGUUCGAUCGCGCGCUGUUGGCGUCCUCGUCUUCGUCAGGACUUCAUGAGGUUAUUGCCGAGAUGGAGAGAUCUGUAUCACAAGUUCCUGAAGACAGCGACGACGAUAUGACCCCGCCUGCGCCUCUGACGGCCAUGACGACGACGUCGCGGGAGUCUUUGGAGGAAAUGGUGAGCGAUAUCUCCACGUCGCGUAAGAACAGAGACGUGCUGCUAAGCUCGGGCUCCAUCGACGGGUACGGCAUGUUCCGUCAACAAUCGUCCGGUGCGGCGGUCGCGUCGUCUGCUGCGGUAACAGCGGAAACGAUCUCGAAUAGUGUGGAGGAUAACGUCUCUUCGAUCUACGACCAGCGCAAAAAUGAGAUCCAGUCGCUCAAGCUCAUGCAGCAGUAUGUGUCGAUUGCGUCGAUGCAGAUGCGCAGCAAGUUGGAGAUGGCCAAGACGGAGCAAGCUGCGCGUAUGCAAGGUCCGGCCAAGAGCGAUCGCGCGGGAUCGCCGCAUGGUUCAGUGUCUAAUGCAUCGGUGGCAGGCGGUGGCGCUGCGGGGACGAACGGCAAUCCGUUCGCUCGCAAGCUUUCACGCUCGCAUCUUCGUGUACUUUUCGUGCCGGAUAUGCGGUUUGCGUUGUCGACAGCUCAACCGCUGAAGGCCAGUAACUUUGGGUUCUCUUCGUCUGCUGCAGCAGCGGCUGGUAGCACUACAUCGACGUCUGCAGCGUCGACUUCUACUGCCUUGGUGACGAGGUCUCGCUCGCACGCACCCGGCACUUCGCCGUCUCACCGUGGAGCAGCUACAAAUGGGUCCACAAAUGGGCCCCCCUCGUUAGAGAGCCUCUCGCUGUCACAUGUGGGCAAGAUGUACAGUCUUGUGGAGCCGAGCACACCCAUUUCAGCCUCUCCGAUCACAGUGACUGGUCCGUCGUCUGUGGUUCCUCCUGGAUCGGUAUCGUCUUCGCUGGACGACUCGGGACUGGGCCAAAUGGACUCCAACCACUUUGCACCUACCAGUGGCGGAGUUAUGGUGAGUAUGCUGAACAUGAACAUGCGUGACAUGUACGGAGGUGACGGUAUGAGCAGCUUGUUGGAUCCGCAUCAUCAUCCAGUACACGCGUCGCCUGUAUCGCCUCCACGACAGAGGAUGAUCAAGAAGGCCCACACAACGUAUCACCACUAUUUCGCGUUCAAAGAGUCAGCGAUGGACCCGGCUCUUGGAAAUCCUCGCAAGUUACUGGCGCGUCUGAAUGCACUGGGUAUCCCUCCGCUGCCACCGGAUCUUGGUGCGUUACGACUCUCGGAUGGCUCACCGUACUCUAUCUACAGUCACGCUCCAAGCCCGUACUGCUUGAUGAACGGCUAUGGUAGCUCCGGUGGGGGCAGUGGGACGCCAGGCAGUGAACGCGGAGGCACAAGUGUCUCGAGUGUGAAUUCGUCUCCAGCUCAGAUUGGCAGCAGUACGUACCCUCCAAACGGGGGGAGUACGUUUACAGCAGCAAUCGCAGCAGCUGCAGCGAUCAACGGAGGCGUAACACCAGGUAACUUUGGAAGUUCUUCGAGUAGUAAUGGCCCUGGAAGCAGCUCGGGUAGUGUCAACGGAGUCAGCAGCAGUGGUGGAUACCCGAGCUCCUCGUAUCGCAACUGGCAGCCACGUAAGAACGUGUUGGUGGCAGAACUGGCGGAGCACUCUGGAGCUGUUACACGUGUGAGUGCCGCUCAAGACUACAGCUUCUUGGCAUCGGCUUCGAACGACGGGACAGUGAAGAUCUGGUCUGUACGCUCGUUGCAGCACAGUGUGAACCAAGGGUCUCGAUGCACGUAUGACGGCCAGGGUGGAGUAAUUACCGACAUGAAGGUGCUGACGAACAGCCACUCGGUUGCCUCGGCUUCGAGUGAUGGCACAGUGCACGUCUUCCGCGUGGAUAAAGUGAACUCUGUGGGCGGGAACGUACAGGCCACUGGAAUCAAGGAGCUGAGAGCGAACAACAGUGCUGUCAUGGCAAUCGAUUACCUGAAUAACGUCACGGAAGCGUUGUUGUUGUAUGCUACUCGCGACGGCAAGAUCCACGCGUGGGAUCUGCGGAUGCGUCGUGAAGCUUGGACGCUCAAUAUCUCCUCCGAGCUUGGAUAUGUUACGUGCAUUACGCACUCUCUGGACGUGAGCUGGUUAGCUGUUGGAACGAGCCGAGGCUUUUUGUGUCUGUGGGAUCUGCGCUUCUUGGUGCUGAUUCGUAUCUGGAGACACUCGUCUCAUCGUGCGAUCCACCGACUCCAGCCCUGCUUGGGGUUGCCCAACACGUUGCCGCUUGACGAGACGUCAGUGCCGCUCGUGUUUGUGGCUGCAGGUGAUGGCGAAGUGGCAGUGUUCGACCUCAGUAUCGGUGCCUGUCGUGCUGUAUUCCGUACGCUUGAAGCGCAGGCGUCUGAGGCUGAAGCUUGCAAGUGUCCUACACUUCUCCAUGUGCCGAUUCCACACCGUAGUCGCAGUGUGUUGGGAAGCUUCCUAGGCAUCUACGGUAUCGCUACGGCCUUUGACGAGAUCGCCACGUCUCCUCUGAGUGAAGAGCCGAGUGUACGUGCGAUGCUAUGUCCGUCUCUGCAUCUGCGAGGUAUUGGAGACGCGUUGAUCACGGGCGGAGAAGACCGACAAUUGCGCUACUGGGAUAUUCGCAAUGGGAAGCAGUCGUACACUGUCAGUGGCAAUGGAGAAGCCAAGUCGUUCUACGAUAACCAAGCUCCUCCUGGUGACUGGUGGCGUAUGAGCUCGUCAGCAGCUCCGCAACAUUUCGAUGAGAUGCCAGCGGCGCCCAUGUCGACUACAGCAGCUAUCACCAAGCCCGAGUUGGCGUGGAGUAAGCUGAGUCCUCCUCUGAUUACUGUGUGUCAGGACUCAUCCUUCUACUCGUCGCCGGGAGGCGUCGCCGGUGCAGCAGCGUCAGGUGCUGGCGGUGUGGAGUCGGCUAUCAGUAUGGAACGACGAGGCCUCGUGCCACCGUCUCCAGCUCACACAGAUUGCAUCCUGGAUCUGACACUUGUGGAGCUGGGGAGCAGCCAGAAUCCCAGUCCCAUGCUGGUUUCUAGUGGCCGUGACGCACUCAUUAAGGUGUGGAAGUAA
Phytophthora infestans T30-4 is the source of this 6054-nucleotide messenger RNA. RefSeq names its product phosphoinositide 3-kinase regulatory subunit. The record is from RefSeq and is a predicted model, not a curated record. The transcript has a single exon. The coding region runs from base 1 to 6054 and encodes 2017 amino acids. Gene Ontology annotation, biological process: autophagy of peroxisome; macroautophagy; protein targeting to vacuole. Lineage: Eukaryota; Oomycota; Peronosporomycetes; Peronosporales; Peronosporaceae. Gene Ontology annotation, molecular function: protein binding; protein serine/threonine kinase activity; ATP binding. Gene Ontology annotation, cellular component: late endosome; phosphatidylinositol 3-kinase complex, class III, type I; phosphatidylinositol 3-kinase complex, class III, type II.